Molecule: messenger RNA, 3504 nt
Organism: Caretta caretta (loggerhead turtle)
Lineage: Eukaryota; Metazoa; Chordata; Testudines; Cheloniidae
Gene: ALDH1L2
Product: aldehyde dehydrogenase 1 family member L2
Biological process (GO): biosynthetic process; 10-formyltetrahydrofolate catabolic process; one-carbon metabolic process
Cellular component (GO): cytoplasm
Molecular function (GO): oxidoreductase activity, acting on the aldehyde or oxo group of donors, NAD or NADP as acceptor; formyltetrahydrofolate dehydrogenase activity
Source: RefSeq, a predicted model, not a curated record
CGCUUGGGCCGCCUCCUCCUCUGCCUCAGCUGGGACCCCGGGAGCGGGGCACAGGUGUUGCCUUCGCCCUCGCGCUGCUGCAGCAAAGCCUCGGACCUCUGAGCCGCUGGCACCACAGAGCCUGCAAAAAUGCUGUGGAAAGCCCAUCAGCUUUUGAGGAAAUUCUCCACCACGGCCACAGCUUAUCAACGUAAGCUAAAGCUAGCCCUGAUAGGUCAGAGUAUUUUUGGUCAAGAAGUCUAUAGACACCUGCAGAAAGAGGGCCAUAAAGUCGUGGGAGUGUUCACCAUUCCAGACGUGAAUGGGAAAGCUGACCCUUUGGCACUGGCAGCAGAGAAAGAUGGCACUCCUGUUUUUAAGUUCCCCAGAUGGAGAGUUAAGGGCAAGCCUAACCGGGAAGUAGUUGAAGCCUACAAAUCAGUUGGAGCAGAUCUAAAUGUACUUCCAUUCUGUACACAGUUCAUCCCUAUGGAUGUUAUUGACAGUCCUAAGCAUGGAUCAAUUAUCUACCAUCCAUCCAUCCUUCCCCGCCACAGAGGAGCUUCAGCUAUCAAUUGGACUUUAAUUCAAGGAGAUAAAAAAGCAGGGUUUACUAUUUUCUGGGCUGAUGAUGGUCUGGAUACUGGACCAAUUCUUCUGCAACGGGAAUGUGAUGUAGGACGGAACGAUACCGUGGAUGACUUAUAUAAUAAUUUUCUUUUCCCAGAAGGCAUAAAAGCUAUGGUAGAAGCUGUCCAGCUAAUUGCUGAUGGUAAAGCUCCUCAGAUGCCUCAGCCUGAAGAAGGGGCAACAUAUGAAGGGAUCCAGAAGAAAGAAAAUGCAGAGAUUUCUUGGGACAAGCCUGCAGAAGCUUUGCAUAACUGGAUCCGAGGGCAUGAUAAAGUACCUGGAGCUUGGACAGUGAUUGAUGGCCAGAUGGUUACUUUCUAUGGAUCAUCAUUACUUGAUGGACCAGUGCCUCCUGGACAACCGUUGGCAAUAAAAGGCACCACAAAAUCUGGGCUUAUAACCAAAAAUGGCCUAGUUCUUUUUGGUAAUGAUGGAAAGAUGUUGUUGGUGAGAAAUCUACAAUUUGAAGAUGGAAAAAUGAUCCCUGCAUCUAAAUACUUUUCAUCUGAUGACAUGUCUGUCAUAGAACUUACAGAAGAGGAGAAAAAGAUGGCGGAAGAUAUCAAGUCCAUUUGGAAGGGAAUUUUGAGCAAUGUUGCUGUAAUUGAGGAUUCUACAGACUUCUUCAAAUCUGGAGCAUCCUCGAUGCAUGUUGUCAGAAUGAUUGAAGAGAUCAAACAAAAAUAUGGUGGACUUCAGCUGCAAAAUGAAGAUGUGUAUAUGGCCACUAAGUUUGCAGACUUUAUUCAGAUGGCUGUGAGGAAACUGAGGGGAGAGGAUGAAGAAGAAGAAUUAGUCAUAGAUUAUGUUUCAAAAAAUGUUAACAAUAUGAAUGUGAAGAUGCCUUACCAGUGUUUUAUAAAUGGACAGUUUAUGAAUGCUGAAGAGGGAAAAACAUAUGACACUAUAAACCCAACAGAUGGAUCAAUAAUAGCAAAGGUGUCUUAUGCUUCAGUGGCUGAUGUUGACAAGGCAGUAGCAGCAGCAAAAGAUGCAUUUGAAAAUGGUGAAUGGGCAAGAAUGAAUGCAAGGGAAAGAGGGAGAUUAAUGUACAGACUUGCUGACCUGAUGGAAGAACACCAAGAGGAAUUAGCAACAAUUGAGGCCAUUGACUCAGGAGCUGUCUACACUCUAGCUUUGAAGACCCAUGUAGGAAUGUCUGUGCAAACAUUCAGAUACUUUGCUGGAUGGUGUGACAAAAUUCAGGGGUCUACAAUCCCGAUUAGCCAAGCACGCCCAAACCAUAACCUAACAUUCACCAAGAAGGAACCCAUAGGAGUCUGUGCAAUUGUUAUCCCCUGGAAUUACCCACUGAUGAUGCUUGCAUGGAAGAGUGCAGCAUGCUUGGCUGCAGGCAACACGUUAGUUCUCAAACCAGCACAGGUGACUCCUUUGACUGCCUUAAAGUUUGCAGAGCUCUCAGCUAAAGCAGGAUUUCCCAAAGGCGUUAUAAAUAUUCUGCCUGGUUCAGGUGGUUUAGUGGGACAGCACUUGUCUGAACACCCAGAUAUCCGCAAACUUGGAUUUACUGGUUCAACUCUUAUUGGUAAACAGAUCAUGAAGAGCUGUGCAGUCAGUAAUCUGAAGAAAGUCUCCCUUGAACUUGGUGGUAAAUCCCCACUGAUCAUUUUUGAGGACUGUGAACUUGACAAAGCUGUGAGAAUGGGCAUGGGAGCAGUAUACUUCAACAAGGGAGAAAACUGCAUUGCAGCUGGCAGACUGUUUGUGGAAGAAUCAGUUCACGAUGAAUUUGUUAGGAGAGUGGUGGAAGAAAUCAAAAAGAUGAAAAUUGGUGACCCACUCGAUAGAGCAACAGAUCACGGUCCACAGAAUCACAAGGCUCAUCUGGAAAAGCUGCUGGAAUAUUGUGAAAUUGGAGUGAAAGAAGGAGCGACAUUAGUGUACGGAGGAAGACAAGUAUGUAGACCAGGUUUCUUCAUGGAACCCACUGUAUUUACAGAUGUUGAAGACCAUAUGUACCUUGCCCAGGAAGAAUCCUUUGGUCCUAUUAUGGUAAUUUCAAAGUUUAAGAAUGGGGAUGUCGAUGGAGUGUUAAAACGUGCAAACAACACAGAAUAUGGCUUAGCUUCAGGGGUUUUCACAAGAGACCUAAGCAAAGCUCUGUACGUUAGUGAAAAUCUAGAAGCAGGAACAGUUUUCAUUAACACAUAUAACAAAACUGAUGUGGCAGCACCAUUUGGUGGAUUCAAACAAUCUGGCUUCGGAAAAGAUUUAGGUGAAGAAGCUCUUCAUGAGUACCUCAGAACUAAAGCUGUAACUGUGGAGUAUUAAAGAAACAGCUCAGCUUGACUGCCAAAGCAAACCCCUUGCUGACAGCCUCAAUUUUAAGUAUUCUGUUAAGCACUUAAUACAAUGCCCAGGAUAUAUUCUCUGAAGUAAUACCACUAACAAAAAGCAAAUCAUAUUUAUCCAUGGAAAAUAUUAAGGACCAAAUUCUAGCCCCACUAAAGUCACAAGGAGUUUGGCAACUUACUUUAGUAGAACUAAAAUUUGGUCUUUAGAUAUCUAAACCUUCCGAGUUGUUCUUAACUUGGACAAUGGGAGAUUGCUUAUGUAAGACUGAAGGAUUGGGCCCAUGAUGUGCCUAAAUUUUUUAUUAUGAGAUGUAUUUUACACAAUCAUUUUAAACCUUUUAACAUACAUUUAGUCAUUAAGCUUCUCUUAAAAUGUACUUUAAAAUGCAUAUUAUACAGUUUUGUUAUAAAACAGUUCAAGUUUUUCAACAAAAGUAUACAGCUCUGACUUUUCAGCAGUAAAGGAAACCUUAGUGCCAUAAAAUGGAAAUAAAUUCAAGAAAGUGCACUUACUACGAUCUUUGUUAAACUAUGAAUAUUAAGCUGAAGUUAUUGAAAAUAUAUUCUAUCUUUUUGUGAA